This is a messenger RNA of Conger conger (European conger), 1249 nucleotides long. RefSeq names its product arkadia (RNF111) C-terminal like ring finger ubiquitin ligase 2Cb (gene ark2cb). The transcript has 8 exons. Gene Ontology annotation, molecular function: zinc ion binding; ubiquitin protein ligase activity. Lineage: Eukaryota; Metazoa; Chordata; Actinopteri; Anguilliformes; Congridae. The annotation marks the transcript as partial. The record is from RefSeq and is a predicted model, not a curated record.
UCACGACGAGGGGCUCAUUUCAACAGGCAUCAGCACAGUCACGCUACCUCCUGCCGGCACUUCCACCUGGGUCCCCAAGCCCCGAUGUCCGCUGAUUUCCCCCUGCCCCACCCGGGCCAGUCCCAGCCGGGCAUGGCCCCCCACCUGCCCGCGGCCCACCAGCACGCCGCUCAGCUCCACCAGUCCCUUGCUCCCCUGCCGGGCCCGCAGCUCCAGGAGGUCCCGGGGCCCCCGUUCCUCACUCAGGCUUUCCAGCAGCAGUACCUCAUCCAGCAGCAGCUCCUGGAGGCCCACCACCGGAGGAUCCUCCCUCACUCCAGACGUGCCCAGGAGCGUGUGCCCCUGAACCCACACCGGCUGCGUGGAGGCUACGACUACAUCCCCUCGCUGCACCUCCCUCAGCCAAUCACGCAGCAGCCCCGCUACCUGGCAGAAGGCACUGACUGGGAUCUCAGUGUGGACACAAGCCUCUCUCACCACCAGUAUCACCUCCGACAGCUCCCCCAGCACUAUCAGCAUUACCUGGCAUCUCCCAGGUUGCAUCACUUCCCUAGGAAUACAUCUUCAGCACAGGUGGUUGUCCAUGAAAUCAGAAACUACCCCUACCCCCAGCUACACCUUUUGGCUCUUCAGAGUCUCAACCCUUCUCGUCAUGCGACUGCUGUUCGGGAGAGCUAUGAGGAGCUGCUCCAGCUGGAGGACCGGCUGGGCAGUGUGAAUCGAGGAGCGGUGCAGACCACCAUAGAGAGGUACACCUUCCCUCACAAAUACAAGAAGAGAAAGCCAGUGGACAUGAAGAUAUCAAUGGAUGAAGAGGAGUCGGACAUUGAUGAGAAAUGCACAAUUUGCCUAUCGAUGCUGGAAGACGGCGAGGAUGUGAGGAGGUUACCCUGCAUGCACCUCUUCCACCAGGCCUGUGUGGACCAAUGGCUGGCCACCAGCAGGAAGUGCCCCAUAUGUCGGGUGGACAUCGAGACCCAGCUGACGCCGGACAGCUGAUGCCCGCGGGAGCCUGGAGGUUCGGCCAGCCGCUCCUCACCCCCCUACCACACCCCCACCCCCCCGCCCCCACCUCCCUCAGGUCCUCCGCCAAACGUCUCCUGCCUUCACCUCCGCUUCCGACCCUGCCUUCCGGGCCGCCGAAGACCACUGGAGGAGAAGCUGCAGGCUCAAAAAGAGAAAAGCACACUCACAGAAAACAGAAGAGGAGGAGUACGAAGAGGGAAAGGGCUUUCGUCAUGGACUGGGA